Molecule: messenger RNA, 1041 nt
Organism: Emiliania huxleyi CCMP1516
Lineage: Eukaryota; Haptophyta; Isochrysidales; Noelaerhabdaceae
Exons: 3
Coding region: 1-1041 (346 amino acids)
Molecular function (GO): protein binding
Source: RefSeq, a predicted model, not a curated record
AUGCUGCUGCCAACAACCCGCCUGCAGUCCGCCGGCGUGUCGCUGCUGCUAGCCUCGGGGUGCUGGCUUGGCGUCGUGCCGCCUGGGCUUGCCGAUCCUCCAGCAGAGCCAGCCGCCGUCUCUGCGCCGGCGUCCACCCUGAUGACGCUCGAGCAGGUCCGCACCAUCAGCGCGCUGCAGGAGAUGGGGUCGCUGCCGAGCGAAGAGAAGACGGCUCUGCGGCGCGUGUCGCUCGAGAACUCCCAGCUGAAGGACAAGGGCGCGCUCAAGGUGCUCAAGAGCGGGCAGGAGUACGCGGCCCGUGGCGCCGACCCCGAGACGCAGACGCUCGACGUGGAGGUGCUCCGGAAGGCCGAGGAGCGGUUCAACCUGCUCGUCGAGGACCUGGCGCCCUCCUUUUCCGGCGGGUACGCCAACCGCGCGAACGUCCGCGUCGCGCUCAAGGACUAUGCGGGCGCCGUCGAGGACUACGAGAUGGCGCUGCGGCUCUCGCCACUCUCGGACGAUGCGUGGGUCAAUUGGCUCAACCGCGGGUCGACGCUGAUCGCCCUCGGCCAGCCCGAGCGCGCGCUGCCCGACCUGCAGCGCUCCGUCGAGCUGAGCAAGGCGGCGGCGGAGAAGCUCUCGCUGCUCGGGCGCGGAUCGGCGCUGCACGCGCUCGGCCGGUGGGAGGCGGCCGCGGCCGACUACGGCGCCGUGGUCAGUAAGGCGCCCAGCGACGUGCAGCCCUUUUGGCUGCGGUACGGGCUCGAGCUGCUCCAGGUGGGCCGGACGCAGGACGCGCUCGGCAUCGUGCGGCGCGUCGCGGCAAAGUUCGACAUCGAGCCAGAGUGCCAGCUCGCCCUCUAUGCCGCGACGAACGCCGCGGGCGGCGAGCGCGGCACUGCCGAGGCGCAGCGGCUGUGGAGUGUCGCGCCCGGCGAGGUGAAGCAGCGGGUGGCCGAGCUCGACUUGGCCCAGCGCCAGUGGCCUCCCGCCGCGGCCGACGCCGCGAGGACCUUCCUGCGUUCCGUGGCCAGCGCGUGGUCGUCUGGCGAGUGA